CACAUGGUCAUGACAUCAUCAGAGGUCCUUUAGCUGGCUAGGAAAUAGCAUGUACCAUGCAAUGAUGGAGGGUUCCGUUCCGGUGAAUUCUCAUCUUAUGUUACAGGAGUUGAAGGACUUCACGAAGCGAUGCCGGAGCCGCCUGACGGAGCUGCUGCAGGAGCUGGGCUGGGAGCAGGAGGCGCCGGGCGGGGAGCAGGAGUCGGUCGUGUGCCCCUAUGACUCUAACCACAGAAUGCCAAGGUCCUCUCUGGAGAAGCAUGCUGUCCUGUGCAAGAGACUUAAGAUGGGAUACAGCAAGGAAGAAGCAGACGUUCUUGACCCCCAGUUUUUCUAUGAAAAAGCAAAGGUGACAUCCAUUUUUAUAGAUAAGUCCAAGCAGUUUCAGAUAAUAGAAGAUGCCAGGAAUAGUGCUCCUGCCACAGGUGAAGAUAAAUCAUGGGACAAACGUGACUACUCCACUUCAGCUGUUGAAGUUCCUCUGAACCACAAACGCUCCAUCUGCGAUCUCACGUCUGCCGAUCGUCUUGCCAUAUAUGACUAUGUCCUUCUGGAGACUAAGAAGCAGAUGCCCGUAGAUCAGCAGAACACAUCAGAUUUGUUUGAGGAUUUAACUGCUAAACUCAACCAAGAUGAUGAGCAGAAGUGUCCCAAGUCCCACUUAGAAAUCAUGGCUGAAAUGAGAGACUACAAAAGAAGGCGCCAGUCUUACAGGGCUAAGAAUGUUCACAUCACAAAGAAGUCCUAUACAGAGAUAAUACGAGAUGUCAUUAAUGUACAUAUGGAAGAACUGAGUGGAAAAUGGCAUGAUGAAAUCCAGGAUGAUGCUUGCUCCUCAAUGUCGUCUUCCUCAAUAAAAAGACGGGAGCGAUCUGGAUCUACAGACUCGCGACAAUCUGGGGGAAGUUACAGAGACAGACAUCGAUCUGGACGCAAAAGAGAGCGCAGCAGUAGUCCACGAAGACAUCGCAGUAGGGACAGGGAGAAGGAUUCUAGACAUAAAAAAAACAGGGAUGAAGAUAAAGAUCACAGCUACAAGAGGAACAGGAGGGCUAAGUAGACACUAUUAGUGUAGCACCCUUUUGGAUGAUAUUGUUCAGCAUAAGUGAUUGUUAUCCUUUAUGAAAUUUGUUGCUAAAUGUAUUUUAUAUUGAUAAGUAAAUGCAUUGAAGUAUGUCAUUAAAAAAGAAGCAAUCUCUUA
Molecule: messenger RNA, 1201 nt
Organism: Hyla sarda
Lineage: Eukaryota; Metazoa; Chordata; Amphibia; Anura; Hylidae
Gene: SNRNP48
Product: small nuclear ribonucleoprotein U11/U12 subunit 48
Exons: 9
Coding region: 50-1060 (336 amino acids)
Cellular component (GO): cytosol; nucleoplasm; U12-type spliceosomal complex
Source: RefSeq, a predicted model, not a curated record